Messenger RNA from Cannabis sativa, 1643 nucleotides. Its product is annotated as heavy metal-associated isoprenylated plant protein 4. The coding region runs from base 33 to 746 and encodes 237 amino acids. The record is from RefSeq and is a predicted model, not a curated record. Lineage: Eukaryota; Viridiplantae; Streptophyta; Magnoliopsida; Rosales; Cannabaceae. The transcript is spliced from 4 exons. Gene Ontology annotation, molecular function: metal ion binding.
UUGAUUUAUAAUUAUAGCUAGGCUCUGAAUAUAUGGCAACAAAAGAUAUUGGAGUGAUCACCGCUGUUUACAAAGCAAGCUUACAUUGCCCCCAGUGUGCUCUUGAUAUCAAGAGGCCUCUUUUAUGUGCUCAAGGUAUUCAAAAUGUUGAGAUCGAAAUGGAGAAAUGUGAAAUAAGGGUGAAAGGAUGCUUUGACCCCAUUAAAGUUCAGAAACGAAUUCAGAAAUUGAGCAAGAAGAAGAUUGAGUUGAUUUCGCCCAAAGUGCAGAUCAAAGAAACUACCAUAAUUGAGAAGAAAGUGACCAAGGAAAUCAAACAACCAGUUUUACGGACAACAUUAGUGAAGGUACACUUGCAUUGCCACCAAUGCGCGAGGGACCUGGAAGAGAAGUUAAUAAGGCGAAAAGGUAUUCACAGUGUUAAAGCAGAUAUGAAAACUCAAAUUUUGGUGGUGGAUGGGAGCAUUGAAGGUGAAAAACUCGUAUCGUUCUUAAGAAGAAAGGUGCAUAAACACGCAGAGAUUAUUAUAAGUGGAAAUAAAGAAGAAAAGAAAGUGGAAACUAUUAAGCAAGAAAAAGAAGAAAUUAUUACUUCUAUUGACUCUGGGAGCAAGGUUGAGAUUAAGGAACAAGUAAAGGUAGUGGAAGCAAAAUCUAAAGAAGGAAAUGCUCCUUAUUUUAUUCACUAUGUUUACGCUCCCCAACUUUUUAGUGAUGAAAAUCCAAAUGCUUGUACCAUAUCCUAAUUUAUUUAAUUAUAUAAAUUUUUAUAUAUGUAAAUUAUUAAGGCCUAUGCUAGUAUUAUACAUUAUUAUUAUUAUAUCUUGAUCGAUGUUUAAAAAUAAACUUAUUCCUCCAUCGAUCUAUGAUGUUAUAAUUAUAAUAAGUCAUUAUUUAUAUUGAUUUUCUAUUAUGUUUUGUUCAACCAUGCAUGUGAUGUGUGACAUCACGUUGUUGCUCUAUAUCUUAUUAUAUUUAUACUUAGAAAUUUGCUAUAUAUACAAUAUAAAUAAAAGAAUAAGCUUAAUACUUGGGAGAGGUUUUAAUAGUUACAAUUUUAUUGUAACCAUCAUGGUUACAUUUUUUAAGCCAUUGGAUUACUAUUAGAUGGUUGUGAUUAAUUUGAAAAUUAAAUAAAAAUAAAUAAUAAAUAACUUGUAACCUGAAAGUAACCUAAUAAUUUAUUUCCUUAUAAAACUUUAAUUAAGAUUAAUUAUAUUUUAAAAUUAAAUUAAUUAUAAUUAUUAAUUAUUUUUUUGCAAUCUAUUACUAUAUAAGGAUAUUUUAGCAAUUUAUUUUUUUACACUUAAAUUAUUUAAAAUUUUAUAGCAAAUUUUUUUAUAAUUUAAAAUUAUACACAUAAUUUCAUAAUUUAAAUUUUAUUAUACUUGUAAUCUUAAUUUUAAAUUAUUACACUUAAUUAUUUAAUUUUUUUAUUUAAAUAUUUAAAAAAUAAAAAGUGAAAUAAAUUGAAGAAUUUUUUAGAAAAAAAAUGGCUACACUUGUUAUCGAUUGACUAGCUUGAGGCUUCAUACUUAGUUCAUAUAAUUGUAACAAAAUAAUUAAAUAUCAUUUAAAAAUAAUUAAUUAUUUAAAAAUUUAUUAUAAGAAGAGAAUUUUAAUUUGUGUAAAAAGAAAUUUAA